AUGUAUAGGCAAAUAACAUCAUUUUGGAAUCCUCAUCGAAAAAUUUUAAAUGAUGUCUUUCUUUUAGAACAUACAAAAUCGCAUGUGGAUGUAUUCAUUAAUUAUUCUAUCGUUUUAAUGAAAAAAUUGGAAACUUCAGUUGGAGAAGAAUUAGACGUUUUCCAUUUCAUUUUUCGCUGUACAUUAGAUAUAAUAUGUGACAGCAUGCUGGGUACGAAAAUAAAUUCGCUGACAAAUCCGGAUUGCAAAUUAGCUGAAGCAAUAGAAUGUGGAAUGGAUAUAGCUGCACAGAGGAUCUUCAAAUUAUGGUUACAUCCAAAUAUAAUUUUUUAUAACACUGCUAUAGGAAAGAAAUAUCAGGCUAAAAUUAAUCGGGAAUUGACAGAGGAAAAUUUAGAACCAAAGUCAAGGACACUUCUAGAUUUUUUAUUUGAAUUGUCGCACGAAAGGGGAAAAUAUUCGGAGCAAGAUAUCUGCGAAGAAAUGAAUACAAUAAUUAUAGCUUACAAAGUAUAUGAGGAACUAAAUCAAAUUCACUGCUCAGACGAUCCGAAACGUGUUCUAAUAUCAUAUAAUGAUAUUAAAAGUAUGAAACUUUUAGAACAUGUGAUCAAGGAAACAUUACGUCUUCGCAGGUCCAGUCAUCGCCUGGAGAAUAGUUCAGCAGUAUUUCUCAUUUAUAAACUUCAUGGAAGCGCAAAAUAUUGGCCAUGGCCAUUAGUAUUCGAUCCCGAUAGGUUCCUACCAGGAAAGAAUUGUUCUUCAUAUUUCUUUCCAUUUAGUUACCGUCGAAGAAAUUGCAUAGGUCAAAAUUUUGCUAUGCUAAACAUGACAAUAAUUAUUGCUACACUGAUAAGAAGAUAUCUAAUUAAAAUAUAUAAUCCAAUAGGAUUUGCAGAAAUAGAUUUAACGAUAAGCCUCACAUUAAAAUCGGCCGUUCAACCAAACGAAUCGAGUGAUAUUAUUCAACGCACGCGACGGGAAAGUGAUCGAGUGAAGACGAUUGGACAAAAUAUGGACUACAAAACAACCGAGGCUGCAUAUGUAAUAGUUGCGUCAUACACAACGGAAGUUUAUGAAAAAACUAUAUCAUUUAAAGUAUUAGAUUUAUAUGGAGUUGUUUCAAUUCUUGCAGGAAUACUUUAUUUAUUCACGAGACUGUUUCCAAACGAUCCCACUAAAGAGCCUUUAGAAAAUAAAGAAUAA
Molecule: messenger RNA, 1206 nt
Organism: Vespa crabro (European hornet)
Lineage: Eukaryota; Metazoa; Arthropoda; Insecta; Hymenoptera; Vespidae
Product: cytochrome P450 4C1-like
Exons: 13
Coding region: 1-1206 (401 amino acids)
Molecular function (GO): monooxygenase activity; iron ion binding; heme binding
Source: RefSeq, a predicted model, not a curated record